Sclerotinia borealis F-4128 is the source of this 1326-nucleotide messenger RNA. The record is from the annotation of a GenBank genome assembly. Lineage: Eukaryota; Fungi; Ascomycota; Leotiomycetes; Helotiales; Sclerotiniaceae.
AUGUCUGCCAGAUACGAAUCAUCCAGCUCUGACGCCUCUCCUCUAGGAAAACCCCUCAAAUAUGAGUUUUCCGGCAAAGUCGCACAAAACAGAUUCUUGAAGGGAGCCAUGACCGAACGCCUAUCAUCAUGGGACCCAAAAGACUUCAAGGCUAGAGGAAUUCCUUCCUUGGACCUCAUCAAUCUUUACAAGAGAUGGGGCGAGGGAGAAUACGGGCAGAUUUUGACCGGAAACUUCAUGAUUGAAUACGAUCAUUUGGAAGCCAUGGGUAAUCCAAUCAUUCCAUUGGAGGCUCCAUUUGAGGGCGAAAGAUUCGAGCGAUUUGCAGCAAUGGCAAAGGCAGGAAAAGCUCAUGGAAGUUUGAUGGUUGCACAAGUAGGUCACCCUGGACGACAGGCCCUAAGUCAGGUCCAAGCAUAUCCUAUUUCUGCUAGUGAUAUUCAAUUAAAAGGAACCUUGGGCAUGACUUUCAACAAACCCCGCCCGGCAACACAAGAAGACAUCAACGGCAUAGUGGACAAAUUCGCCCAUGCAGCAGAAUAUCUCGAGAAAGCUGGUUAUGAUGGUAUCCAACUCCACUGCGCACAUGGUUACCUCCUCGCACAAUUCCUCUCCAAUACUACAAACAAGAGAACAGACAAAUAUGGUGGACCUCUUGAGAACCGAUUCCGAAUCAUCCAAGAAAUUUCGGACGAAAUUCGAAAGAGGGUCAAGUCAGAUUUCAUUGUUGGUAUCAAGAUGAACAGUGUGGAAUUUCAGGAAGAUGGGUUCACACCUGAAGAUGCUAAGGCUACGUGUCAAGCACUUGAGGGUGCAAGAUUCGAUUACGUGGAGCUCUCUGGUGGAACAUAUCAAGAACUCGGCUUUGCUCACAAGCGUGAAUCGACCAAGAAGAGAGAAAACUUCUUUUUGGAAUUCGCCGAGGAGAUUGUCAAGCCUUUGACCAAGACAAAGACAUAUGUUACCGGUGGAUUUAAGACUGUGGGUGCCAUGGUUGCCGCUUUGGAUACCGUUGAUGGUGUUGGGGUUGCAAGAUCCACUGCACAAGAGGUCAAACUUGCUAAGGACAUCUUGGAAGGAAGAUAUACUGGUGUUAAGAAAAUGGGCCUAGAUGAUGAUGAUUUCAUGCUCACUGCCGAUGCGUCUGGAACUCAGAUGAAACAGGUUGGGAUGGAUCAAGAACCUCUUGAUUUGAGUAUUGAGGAGAAUGUAGAGCUCUUCGUAAAAGCAACUGAGGUUUGGCGUGUGAAGAGGGCUGAGGAUAAGGAGCUGAAGGAGUAUGGGUUCAUGGCUUGGACAGAGAGUGCUCACCCAUAUGUAUGCUAA